Messenger RNA from Colletotrichum siamense, 1104 nucleotides. RefSeq names its product Alpha-ketoglutarate-dependent sulfonate dioxygenase (gene JLP1-4). NCBI's taxonomy places the organism in Eukaryota, Fungi, Ascomycota, Sordariomycetes, Glomerellales, Glomerellaceae. The transcript has 5 exons. Gene Ontology annotation, cellular component: cytoplasm. The coding region runs from base 1 to 1104 and encodes 367 amino acids. The record is from RefSeq and is a predicted model, not a curated record. Gene Ontology annotation, molecular function: 2-oxoglutarate-dependent dioxygenase activity.
AUGUCCACGACAACAACGACUACGGCUGAAGCCGAGCAGGCGCCCAUCAAGUUGACCUUAGCCUACGACGACAAGAUCCAUGACCAAUACAAAUACUCCCAAUACUUGCCUGUGUACGACGAGAAGACGUCGUUUCCUCCUCUCCAGCCAUUCGAGUUUAAUGACCGCGGCCUCGUAGCCAAUAAGGAGAAGCUCAACCUUCUCCCCAAAGAUAGCUCGACCAUCAAAGCCACGAAACUGACUCCAGUAAUCGGCACGGAAAUCCGAGGCCUGCAACUCUCUCAACUCGACGACCGCCAAAAAGACGAACUUGCCCUUCUCAUCGCCGAGCGCGGCGUCGUAGUCUUCCGAGAUCAGGACUUCAAGGAUAUCACCAUCGAGAAGCAGAAGGAAUUUGGAAGUUACUUUGGGCCUCUCCAUAUCCACCCCGUCGGAGCACACGUCAAAGACCACCUCGAACUGCACAACAUCUACCUGGGCCCCGACAACGAGUACCGCAACCGCAGUAAGAGCAACAAGCUUUCCACGAUUGGAUACCACUCGGACGUGUCGUAUGAGCAACAGUCGCCGGGCGUCACGAUCCUGACGCUGCUCUCCGUCCCGGAGACGGGCGGUGAUACUGCUUGGGUGUCGCAGACGGCGGCGUACGCGCGGCUUUCGAGGCCUAUCCAGACCUUGCUGGAGGGCUUGAGGGCGGAGCAUAGUGGUUUCCCUCAGGCGGAGAACGCGAGGCGCGAUGGGAAGUUUGUGAGGAGGGAGCCGGUGAGGUCGGAGCAUCCGGUGGUCCGGAUUCACCCGGCAACUGGUCAGAAAGCGCUCUUCGUCAACCCGGGCUUCACGAAGAAGAUCAUUGGUCUUCGUGAUGAAGAGUCGGAUGCUCUCCUGAAGCUCCUCUUCAAGCACAUCACGCUGGGCCAGGACUUCCAGGUCCGCAUCAAGUGGGAAGAAGGCACCGUAGCCCUCUGGGACAACCGCGUGACGGCGCACACGGCCAUCUCGGACUACAACGUCCACAACCCGCAAGAAGGCCUGCGCCACGGGUUCCGGAUCACCACGCUGGCAGACAAGCCAACGGGGGUGAACGGUCUGGAAUCCACGUGGUGA